GUAAACGCGGGAGGGGAGGUACGGAAGGGGGGAAAGACUCUCCGGUAUCGUUCUUAGUUGCUCGUUGAGUGUACGGCUUUUAGUUGCUCGGUUUUAUUCAGGAAUACUGUGCCUGUCACUCAACGUAGUUUCACGAUUCCAGCUAAAUGACUUUUGUGCCAGUGAUACCGGAGUCCUACAGCCAUGUACUGGCAGAAUUUGAGUCUCUGGAUCCAUUACUUUCAGCCCUGAGGCUGGACUCCAGUCGUCUAAAGUGCACGAGCAUAGCCGUGUCUCGGAAAUGGCUGGCUUUGGGCAGUUCGGGAGGAGGACUCAAUCUCAUUCAGAAGGAAGGCUGGAAGCACAGGCUUUUUCUUUCACACAGGGAAGGUGCAAUCUCUCAGGUUGCCUGUUGUUUACAUGAUGAUGAUUAUGUUGCUGUAGCUACCAGUCAAGGUCUCGUAGUUAUUUGGGAAUUAAAUCAGGAGCGUCGUGGGAAACCAGAACGAAUUUAUGUGUCUUCAGAACACAAAGGCCGAAAAGUUACAGCUCUCUGUUGGGAUACAGCUAUUCUUAGAGUUUUUGUAGGUGAUCAUUUGGGGAAAGUUUCUGCCAUCAAACUCAACACUUCUAAACAAGUAAAGGCAGCUGCUGCUUUUGUGAUGUUUCCUGUUCAGACAAUAACAACAGUUGACUCCUGUGUUGUCCAGUUAGAUUAUUUGGAUGGAAGACUACUUAUAUCCUCACUUACUCGAUCCUUCUUGUGUGACACUGAGAGAGAAAAAUUUUGGAAAAUCGGAAGCAAGGAAAGAGAUGGAGAAUAUGGAGCUUGUUUCUUCCCUGGAAGAUGUUCUGCAGGCCAGCAACCCCUAAUAUAUUGUGCUCGCCCUGGCUCUAGGAUGUGGGAAGUGAACUUUGAUGGGGAAGUUAUAAGCACACAUCAGUUUAAGAAACUCCUCUCGUCACCACCUCUCCCUGUGAUUACUCUAAGAUCUGAACCUCAGUAUGAUCAUACAGUUGGAUCUUCCCAGUCUUUGUCUUUCCCCAAACUCUUGCACCUUAGUGAGCACUGUGUGCUGACGUGGACAGAAAGAGGAAUUUAUAUUUUCAUUCCUCAGAAUGUUCAAGUUCUUCUUUGGAGUGAAAUCAAAGAUAUUCAGGAUGUGGCCGUCUACAAGAAUGAGCUGUUCUGUUUGCACCUGAAUGGGAAAGUCUCACAUCUUUCUCUGUUAUCUGUGGAACGCUGUGUGGAGCGCCUGCUGAGGAGAGGCCUGUGGAACCUGGCGGCUUGCACCUGCUGUCUUUUCCAAAACUCUAUCAUUGCCAGCAGAGGAAGAAAAUCUUUGACUGUGGAUAAGUUGGAGCAUUUGAAAUCUCAGCUGGACCUCACGACCUAUAGUGAUCUGAUUUCUCAACUGGAAGAAUUGAUCUUAAAAUUCGAACCUUUGGAUUCAGCUUGCAGCAGUAGAAGAAGUUCCAUUUCAUCACAUGAAAGUUUCAGCAUCUUGGACUCCGGUAUUUAUCGUAUCAUUAGUAGUAGAAGAAGCAGUCAGUCAGAUGAAGACUCUUGUUCUCUUCACAGCCAAACUCUCUCAGAAGAUGAGAGACUCAAAGAAUUCACCUCACAUCAAGAAGAGGACCAACCGGAUCAGAGUUGGGGCUCACACGGGAAUGAAGGUGAUAACGACAGUGUUUCUCAUGUUCCCGUGACGUAUGAGACAGAUAAGAAUGAAACAUUCCUUCCCUUCAGCAUUCCAUUACCAUUUCGUUCUCCUUCUCCUCUUGUGUCUCUUCAGGCGGUCAAGGAAAGUGUCUCUAGCUUUGUACGUAAAACUACUGAGAAGAUUGGCACCCUUCAUACAGGCCCUGAUUUGAAAAUAAGACCAGAACCCAGGGGUGAUGAGCAGUUAUGUGAAGAGGAUAUGAGUCCAGUCACUUGCCCAAAAGAAGAAGACACUGAGGAGAAAAAAGAAGUAAUUAGUCAACCUCCAGAAGAGGACAAGUUCCAAGACCUCAAAGUAGCAACAGCAGAAGCAAUGACCAAGCUACAGGACCCACUGGUUUUGUUUGAACCCAAGUCUCUGAGAAUGGUUUUACAGGAGUGGCUUUCGCAGUUAGAAAAAACAUUUGCCAUGAAGGACUUUUCAGGCAUUUCAGAUACUGGUAACUCAUCCAUGGCAUCAAACCAGGAUGUGCUAUUGUUUGAUGAGUCAAAAAAGGGAGUAUUAGAUGAAGAUAAUGAAAAAGAAAAAAGAGACUCUUUAGGCAAUGAAGAAACUGUUGAUCAAAGAACAUGUGAAUCUACAAGUAAUCUGAGGGAGCCCUUGGAUCACCUUUUCCAAGUGUGUUCUCCAUGCAGCAUAGCUAACAGUCUUCAGAAGGAUCUGGCUGAAUUGGCAACGUUGUGUUUGGAAUUGAAUGUAUUGAAUUCUGAGACCAAAAGCACAAGUGGACAUGUGGACCACACUUUGCAACAGUACUCUCCUGAAAUCCUGGCUUGUCAGUUCAUAAAGAAGUACUUUUUUGUCCUGGACUUGAAAAGAGCAAAGGAGAGUAUCAAGCUUAGUUACGCUAGAAGUCCUUGUGUUUGGGAUACUUUUAUUGAAGGAUUGAAAGAAAUGGCAAGUUCCAGUCCUGCGUAUAUGGAGAUAAAGGAAGGAGACCUACCAACAAGAUUAAAGUUAGUGAAUGACUCAGUCCCCUUUGACAGUCCUUUGUUGAUUGCUUAUGCCACCAGAUUGUAUGAAACAUUUGGAGAAUCUGCUCUUCGGUCCUUAAUUAGGUUUUACCCAUCUAUUUUGCCUUCGGAUGUCAUGCAACUUUGUCACCAUCAUCCUGCUCAGUUUUUGGCCUACUUAGACAGUCUGGUGAAAUCAAGGCCUGAAGAUCAACGGCCAUCCUUCCUUGAGUCCCUUCUACAACCAGAAUCUUUAAGAUUGGAUUGGCUGCUUUUAGCAGUGAGCCACGAUGCUCCCCCAAGCACAAGCACUAUGGAUGAUGAAGGAAACCCCAGGCCCCAUUCACACUUGCUUUCCUGGGGUUACAAUCAGCUGCUGCUCCAUCUCAUUAAACUACCUGCAGAUUUUACAACCAAAGAGAAAAUGGCUGACAUCUGUAGGUCUCAUGGUUUCUGGCCUGGGUAUCUUACUCUUUGUUUGGAGCUGGAGAGAAGAAGAGAGGCCUUCACCAACAUUGUGUGUCUUAACGAUAUGAGCCUGAUGGAAGGGGACAAUGGUUGGAUCCCAGAGACUGUGGAGGAAUGGAAGCUUCUCCUACAUCUCGUACAGAACGAGAGUACAAAGCCAGCCCCCCAGAAGUCACAGAAUGGGAACUUCAGUGAUGGGCCUUCCCCCAUCAAUGUGGAAAAUGUGGCACUUCUGUUAGCUAAGGCCAUGGGCCCAGAUCAGGCCUGGUCAUUGCUACAGGAAUGUGGUUUGACCCUUGAGCUGUCACAGAGGUUUACUAGAACCUGCGAUAUCCUAAGGAUUGCAGAGAAAAGACAGAGAGCCUUGAUACAAAGCAUGCUUGAAAAAUGUGAUCGGUUUCUCUGGUCUCAGCAGGCCUAGUGGAAGAAGAUUCAUCACAAUGUCAUAAUAUUUUGAGAAAAACUGAGUCAUGCUCCUGAGCCUCCUGAACACAUUUGCUGUGGAAGGAAAGGUACCGCCUCAAAACCCUGCCACCUUCCUGGGAGUACUUUUGUCAGUGUCCAUAACUUCUGUAUCUGUGGCUCUGUGAACUCAGUGUUUGUCAACCAGGGUUGAAUUUUGAAAGGAAUCAGUCCUUGUUUGCUGAAUCGAAGUGUCCUGGAGUCAGAAUGUGAAAGUUCACAGCUGAAUUACAGUAUUAUUUUCCCCUUGCUAGUGAAUUGGGGGAAUUAUUUUCCUAUUGUGACUCUUCAUGUAGGAGCAGAAGUUUCUCAUCCUGCUUAUAAUGAAGACAGAUAAAGUCAUUGGCAGGAGUUGAAUUUUUUUUAUAUCUUACCUAGGAUAGUUGAGAAAUUUAUUGACAUAAGACUGGGCAUAACGGAAUUAACACAUAAAAUUACACGAAACACUGAAGAUUCAGAUUAGAUAUUUACAUGAAAUGGCCCCAUAUUUAAAUUGAGCUAAUUUAAAAAAUAUUUUUCUCCAAUAUUUGACAUUUUCUAAUCUGAACAUAUAUACAAAUGACUAAUUUAUUACCAGAAAUGUUUUAUCUCUAAUCUUUCCUAAACAGUGGUCCAAAGGAAUCAUGCACCUUUAAAAAUUAUUUUUUUUAAAGCCAUAAUAAAGGAAAGCUUAAGUACUAACAAAGACUGCAGCGAGCACUUGUGUCAUUGAAGCCAUGCACUAGAAUGCCUCCAUCAAGCUCCUGUAUGUUUGCAUAGCAUGUUACAUUAAUGAUACAUGUAAAAUCUGGUUAAGUUUUUAUUUGAAUAGAAUACGGACAUGAGGUUUAUUGUGAGCAAUUUGCAGGAAGGUGUUGGAGUAAGCUCAACGUGGAGUAAGAAAAGUGUUGGAUACUUUGAAUGAUUCGCUUCUUUUUUUCAUUCAGAACACAGCCAAAGAACUAUAGACAGAAAUUGCUGUCAUGCUUCCAUAUGAUAUUCAGAUAUCAUGUAACCAGAUGGGUUGAAGACAUUAUCAGAGAAAGGAGGCUUCACAAAGUUUCUUAGAGUUUUGGGAAGCUUGGAAAACCUAAUAAUUGUGGUCUACAGUGGGGGUGGGGGUGGAGUGUGUGUGUGUGUGUGUGUGUGUGUGUGUGUGUGUGUGUGUGUGGUGGUUCCCCUUACCAAACAAUUUCCUGACACCAGUUGGGUGUCCUACAAUGCAACCCAAUUCUGACACUAUUGACCCAAAGGCAGCAUCAGAUCCCACAGGUAAAGGGCUCAGUCCCAAAAAACUCUCCUCCACUUAGACACUAAUUCCAAGUCCAGGUUGUUAACUAUACUUCUGACCAAGAAGAAACAUUUUGUUUACUAGAUUGCCAACUUCUUAUAAAAGGAUGUAAUGUAGGAACGGCCAGAUAGAAGACACAUGUAGGGCAGGGUACGGGGAAAAGCAUAAGGAGCUUCCAUGUCUGCUCUAAGCGCCACCUUCUCCAGAUCUUAAUGUGUUCCCAAUCUAGAAGCUCUCUGAAUCAAGUUCUCUGCGUUUUUUUUAUACCUUCAUUACAGGGGCGUGAUUAAUUAAAUCAUUUGUUGUUA
Prionailurus viverrinus (fishing cat) is the source of this 5164-nucleotide messenger RNA. RefSeq names its product HPS5 biogenesis of lysosomal organelles complex 2 subunit 2 (gene HPS5). The transcript is spliced from 23 exons. Gene Ontology annotation, molecular function: protein binding. Lineage: Eukaryota; Metazoa; Chordata; Mammalia; Carnivora; Felidae. Gene Ontology annotation, biological process: developmental pigmentation. The coding region runs from base 147 to 3545 and encodes 1132 amino acids. The record is from RefSeq and is a predicted model, not a curated record. Gene Ontology annotation, cellular component: cytoplasm.